Molecule: messenger RNA, 1020 nt
Organism: Cucurbita maxima (winter squash)
Lineage: Eukaryota; Viridiplantae; Streptophyta; Magnoliopsida; Cucurbitales; Cucurbitaceae
Exons: 4
Coding region: 176-805 (209 amino acids)
Source: RefSeq, a predicted model, not a curated record
UCCACAGCAACUGAAAUAGCACAUCCACUGGGUUUGUGUUUCGGCUCCAAAAAGGCCCAAAACCAUUCAUUCAUUCAUUCAAUUUCAAUUCAAUUCAAUUUUUAGAUGCUCCCCACCACAGAUCAUCGCCUAAAUUUAACCUCCAAAUGAUAUCAAUCCGCACUCUCCUCGCUUUAUGAACAAUCUUAAUACUAUGGGGAAGCGCAAGCCAGGCUCUGAUCAGACCCACCACGAUCGUCCUCAUCAUCUCUCCGGUAUAGUGCCAUUUUCCAAUCAAAUGGAUGUGCGGUCAGAAGAGCAGGAUCGGAGUCUCGCCCGUCCAAUAUUCAUGAAACGUUCACGUCAUCAGUAUAGCCAUCAAUAUUGUCGACGAGGUUCAACCAGUCAAGAAAAUGCAUCCACCUCCCGCGAAAAUCGAGUUCGAACCAUACUCGAAAAACGUCCCACUUUUAAAUUUGCAGCUCACUGCAACUCAGAGUUUCCAGAUCAUAUAGAGAGCAAUGAGCGCACCUUCUUGAGGCCAGAAAGGAUAAGGUACAAUUCCUCAGGGAAGGAUACAAUUUCAUCUCAUGGAAGGAAAAUAGUAUGUGGGAUUUGUCAAAAGCUGAUGAGACGAAAGCUUUGCUUCCUCGGCAACACGUUGUCUUCCAGUGAACUUCCCGUUGCUGCGGUUUUGGUAUGUGGCCAUGUCUAUCAUGCAGACUGUCUGGAGAACGGGUCAAACGUCGAAGAUAGAAGCGACCCCCGUUGUCCAUUGUGUAUGGAACCGCCUGCAAAAGUCGACGAUUCAAUCGGGCAGGAAUGAGUUGAGUUGUACAUACGUUAUCGCAUAGCACCAACAUAGGAAAUAGACAUAGUGAUAAUGAGUCGAAAAAUGACGACUUGUUUUGCAUAGAUUGCUUCUUGGAUAGAACUAGAUCGAUAAACGCCAUAAGCCCUUUCGGAUUAUUGUAGCAGUAGAGGAUUUUAGUUGAGACAUCGUUUCUUCUUGGAUUAUAAUCAGACAUCUUCACUAGUUAA